Molecule: messenger RNA, 1552 nt
Organism: Pistacia vera
Lineage: Eukaryota; Viridiplantae; Streptophyta; Magnoliopsida; Sapindales; Anacardiaceae
Product: histone deacetylase 6-like
Exons: 6
Coding region: 97-1473 (458 amino acids)
Molecular function (GO): histone deacetylase activity
Source: RefSeq, a predicted model, not a curated record
AUAAAUAUUAAAUAUAAUAACUUAAUAGCCCAAGCCCUUAAAAUUAAAAAUCAAAAAAUAAAAGAGUAUAGUUUGAGUAAGUGAAAGCACGGCGAUAUGGAGGAGGGUGCGUCGCUGCCAUCAGGUCCCGACGGCAAGAAGCGUCGUGUCAGCUACUUCUAUGAACCUACGAUCGGCGACUAUUACUACGGCCAGGGUCACCCAAUGAAGCCACACAGAAUUCGCAUGGCCCACAAUCUCAUCGUCCAUUACGCUCUCCACCGUCGGAUGGAGGUCAACCGUCCUUUCCCUGCCGGACCCUCUGACAUCCGCAGAUUCCACAGUGACGAAUAUGUUGAAUUCUUGGCCUCCGUCUCACCCGAAUCUUCCGGUGACCCGUCGUUUUCGAGACACUUGAAACGGUUCAAUGUUGGAGAAGAUUGUCCCGUGUUUGAUGGCCUUUUUGGGUUCUGCCAGGCCUCUUCGGGCGGCUCCAUUGGAGCUGCUGUCAAGUUGAAUAGAGGUGAUGCUGAUAUUGCUUUGAAUUGGGCCGGUGGCCUUCAUCAUGCUAAGAAGAGUGAAGCCUCUGGGUUUUGUUAUGUUAAUGAUAUUGUUCUUGGCAUUCUCGAGUUGCUUAAGGUUCACAAGCGUGUGUUAUAUGUUGAUAUUGAUGUUCACCAUGGAGACGGAGUUGAGGAGGCAUUUUACACCACUGACAGAGUGAUGACAGUUUCUUUCCAUAAAUUUGGGGAUUUCUUUCCUGGGACUGGGCAUAUCAAGGAUGUUGGGGCGGGGCAAGGUAAAAAUUAUGCCCUGAAUGUCCCACUGAAUGAUGGCUUGGAUGAUGAAAGUUUCCGUGGUCUGUUUCGGCCUAUCAUCCAAAAGGUCAUGGAAGUGUAUCAACCUGAUGCAGUUGUUCUUCAGUGUGGGGCAGAUUCACUGUCUGGUGAUAGGUUGGGCUGCUUUAACUUGUCAGUAAAAGGCCAUGCUGAUUGCCUUCACUUCCUUAGAUCCUUCAAUGUUCCUCUGAUGGUCUUGGGUGGAGGAGGAUAUACUAUCCGGAAUGUUGCUCGAUGUUGGUGCUAUGAGACAGCAGUUGCAGUUGGUGUUGAACCUGAUAAUAAAUUGCCUUACAAUGAAUAUUAUGAGUAUUUUGGACCAGAUUACACUCUUCACGUUGAACCGUGCAACAUGGAGAACCUAAACACAGCCAAAGACAUGGAGAGAAUAAGGGCCACACUACUUGAGCAACUUUCUAGGUUAUCUCAUGCUCCCAGUGUACCUUUUCAGACAACACCACCCAUUACAGAAGUUCCAGAAGAGCCCGAAGAGGACAUGGAGCAAAGACCAAAACCUCGCAUUUGGAGUGGUGAGGAUUAUGCGUCGGAUCACGAGGAGGAUGAGAAGCCUCCACACAAAAUGGUAAAAGUUGAGAUGAGGGAUGGUCCGGAUGACAUGGAAGAAGAUAAAUCGGGACAUCAUCCAUCAUGUUGACAUCGGUGUAACAAUGUGGCAUCUAAUCUCCAGUAUUUCUGUAUCAUGUAGACAUGAGAUCUAUCAUCAUCUCAGAGCU